CGUAGCUAACAGGUUACAUGACCAAGACAGUUCGACUGAAUUAUUUGUGUCGAGGAUUUUGUGGAGUGGAAAAGGUGUUUCCAGCGACAUGUCAUUUAUAUUUGACUGGAUCUACAAGGGAUUUAGCGGUGUACUCCAGUUUUUAGGCUUAUAUAAGAAGUCUGGGAAGCUGGUGUUCUUGGGCUUGGACAACGCUGGGAAGACGACAUUGUUGCACAUGCUUAAGGAUGACCGGCUUGGACAGCAUGUGCCAACAUUACAUCCAACUUCAGAAGAGUUGACAAUUGCAGGAAUGACAUUCACCACAUUUGAUCUCGGUGGUCAUGUGCAAGCAAGAAGAGUGUGGAAAAACUAUCUUCCUGCUGUUAAUGGAGUGGUCUUUCUUGUGGACUGUGCGGACCAUGAACGCUUGGCUGAGUCUAAAGUUGAACUUGACGCUCUGCUGACGGACGAGACCAUCUCGAACGUGCCCAUCCUGAUUCUGGGAAACAAGAUUGACCGCCCUGAAGCCGUCAGUGAAGCUGGCCUCAGAGGGGCCUUCGCUCUCGAUGGCCAAACCACGGGAAAGGGAACGGUCUCUCUGAAAGAGCUGAAUGUGCGCCCCCUGGAGGUCUUUAUGUGCAGUGUGUUGAAGAAACAGGGCUACGGCGAGGGCUUUCGGUGGCUCUCCCAAUACAUUGACUGAGGGCUGGAUAAACGCCACCUGAUUUCCCCUUCUGUACGUUUUUUUUUUCCCUGUGCACUCUUUUCACAGAGGGGAAAUAGGUAAGGAGGAUGACACCAAAAUGGCGUCCCCUAUCCUAUUUGUUUUGAUGGUGACCAAGAAACGAUAGUGGUUUGUGCCCCAGUCUUAACCUGCUCUGGCUCACAACAGUUGCCUACCAUAGCAGUUCUCCUCUUUCAUGUUCUAGUUGUAAUUCCUGACAAAGUUUUUUUUGUAUUUUGUUUUUGACCAACCAAAAGUGUUAACGUGACUGGUUCCCCAACACCGUUUACAAGUUUUAUGGCCUAAAGAAAUGGCAAGCAGUAAAUCGAAAAGUAUUUUAAUCUACCUAAAGGUGGAGUGUGUCUAACUUGAUUUAAAUAUUACUAAAGGUGAAUGUAUGAGGACCUGUGCAGUAUUUUUCAGAUGGUAAAUAUGGCGGACCAAGUAGACCUCGGUCCAGUUCAUUAUAAAAGUGAUUGAUGUGGUUGGGAUUGUAAAAGCUGAAGUGUUAAUGGCUGUGAAUGGACACUACACAGUGGUUAUUGUGGUACCGCGACCAUAGGUGGCGCUGUAGUUACAAAAGAAGCACUUUAAGAAAGUUGUUUUAAACUCUGCCCAAGGCCAGUCCAGGUGAUAUUUACAGAAACCCUUUUUUGAAGUCACGAUUUGUUGUCGAAAAUGUUUUAAUGUCUAGACUAGAGUCAGACGUCACGAUGCCUGCUAGUGCUGAUAAUUCCGUCGUUCUUUGGGUCAGUUGAAAGCCAGGGCACCAUUCCUAUUCUGUGGACCAGAUGAGAAUUGACCGUUCUCCGGAGUGGAUUGAAAUUAUUUGGCUCAUGGAUGAAGCUAACAUUUCGUUAUAGGCCUUAGGCAGAUGAUUCAGUCUUUGACAGGAUGACCUUGGAAGAUGGCCACUUUUACUUUUCCGUACUAGGUACCGUUCAGUGUAGUCGGUAGCGUUGCCAGUACACAGUCCAGUCAGGUGAGGAUGUAACAUCUGCACCAUAACAAUAACUUAGAAUUCUUACGUCCAACAUCUUCCUAUGUGGCUUCAAUGAUGAUAUGCUUGUGACCAGAGUUCUGAAACAUGUUGAUAGCUUUUCCACUUAACUGCAUAUGUCCAACAGCAAGCUUGAAGCCAUGGAGUCUCUGCUGGUAAGAGACUGACCUGUACUUCAAAGUGAUGUGCUUCCUGUUGCAUCAUCAUUCAAAUGCUCAAAACAUUUUGUUUGAACUUUUGACCUGAAAACGUUACCUGGAUAAUGUCAAAAUGCUCCCAAACUCCCAAUUGAUUUUUGCCUUUUCAAGACGUCAAACUGGCAGUGAAAUUGCAGUGCUGCGUCUGCACUACACAUUUAGAAUAUUCCAGCCCGGGCGAAGAUUAUUUUCUUGUGACAUUUGGUUUUCAGAGACACUUGAAGACAAGUUAUUUACUCAAAAAAGUCAACUUAACACUCCAGGGCUCUGGUCAAAGCACCCUCACAUUUACGCUAACAGUGAUUUGUCUUUCAGAAGUCAUCGCCGUUCUGCACUGCUGUACGGUCAGCUGUUUUGAGUGUUCUUUUUUUGGUUGUUGUCGUCUGUAUGUAUGUAUGAAAUCUAUUUAGGAGUGAAGGUUGGUUUUGAAAUGUGAGGGGGGAAAAAAGGUUUACCUAGUGUAUAUGUCUUGUAGAUAUUGUUCAUAUUGUCUGAUAUAUGAAUUCCGUAUAUAUAGUUAAGGGUUAAGCUUGAAGUGCUGCAGGAACUUUUUGAUUAUCUGCUGUUAUUGAUGGAGAUUGUUUGUGCCGCAGAUUUGAGGGUUUGCCUGCAGUGCGGAGUAACUUUGGCGGUUUGUUCGUCAGUGGUCCUUCAGUUAUUUAUUGACACCAUUGUAAAUAUUGUAUUAUGGGAUAUGAGUUUGUUUUUGAAUUUGUUUGCUUUUUUGUUUUGUUUUGUUUUAUUUAUUUAUUUAUUUAUUUAUUUAUGAUAUUUUACGGUUCAUGUCAUUGAACUGGUAGCAGAUAUCCAUUAAAGCAGAUUGUGAUAAAUAUCAUAAAACUAUUUUAAAC
This is a messenger RNA of Sardina pilchardus (European sardine), 2754 nucleotides long. RefSeq names its product secretion associated, Ras related GTPase 1Aa (gene sar1aa). Gene Ontology annotation, molecular function: GTPase activity; GTP binding. Gene Ontology annotation, cellular component: COPII vesicle coat; endoplasmic reticulum exit site. NCBI's taxonomy places the organism in Eukaryota, Metazoa, Chordata, Actinopteri, Clupeiformes, Clupeidae. The coding region runs from base 89 to 685 and encodes 198 amino acids. Gene Ontology annotation, biological process: endoplasmic reticulum to Golgi vesicle-mediated transport; membrane organization; vesicle organization. The record is from RefSeq and is a predicted model, not a curated record. The transcript has 7 exons.